Messenger RNA from Pyricularia oryzae 70-15, 297 nucleotides. RefSeq lists its product as uncharacterized. The coding region runs from base 1 to 297 and encodes 98 amino acids. The record is from RefSeq and is a predicted model, not a curated record. NCBI's taxonomy places the organism in Eukaryota, Fungi, Ascomycota, Sordariomycetes, Magnaporthales, Pyriculariaceae. The transcript is spliced from 4 exons.
AUGGCGCAUAAGAUUUCUCGCCACUCCAAACUCUUUACGAAGUUCUACAAGGCCUGGGUGCAGGCUAAGAUGCUCAAACCACGCAUCACUAUGAACGUACCACAAAGGUUCGACUGGGAUUCGGCGUCCUACCCAAUAUACCUGACAGAGAGAGUACCAGCAAGGAUUGUGGAUUGCCUCGAGCGGGCAUGUUCAAUGGGGACGUUGAAUUUCUUGCAAAUUUUAGCGGAUAAGGGCAUAACACGACUUGACGGCCGCGGAAGUGACCCUCAGGAGCUAAGUAGUAGAUCAACCUAG